AUGAAAUUCGCCAACGCAGUUGCGCAGGCUGCGGUCCUUGCUCUGGGGCUUGGUCUUGCAGUGGAGGGUAGUCCUCACUCGAAUCCACACUCUAAGCCUGAACCUAAGUCGCGAGUUGAUCCUUACUCGCGAACCGAUGCGUGCAAGCCGCAUCACCCCUUCCGGCCUCUGCCUCCCAGCCACCCCAGAAAGAGGACUUGCCAUGUACCCUGCCACGGCGAUGGGCGCGACGAUGCUGAAAAUGUCCUGGCUGCAUUGAAGGAGUGCAACAAUGGCGGCAAAGUCGUAUUCGAUGCCGAUAAGGAGUAUACCAUUGGCACAGCUCUCGACAUGACCUUCCUGAAGCAUAUCGAUCUGGAAAUCCUGGGUACGGUGACGUUCACUAACGACACAGACUAUUGGCAAGCACACUCCUUCAAACACGUCUACCAGAAUGCCACGACAUUCUUCAAUUUGGGAGGCGAAGAUGUCAAUAUCUAUGGCGACGGUGAGCUAAAUGGCAACGGCCAGGUAUGGUAUGAUCUCUACGCUGAGAACAACCUGAUCCUGCGCCCGAUUCUCUUCGGUGUUAUUGGAUUACAUGGUGGUACCAUUGGGCCGCUCAAGCUCCGGUACUCGCCGCAGUGGUAUCACUUUGUUGCCAAUUCGUCGGAUGUCUUGUUCCAGGGUAUCGAUAUUAGUGGCUUUAGCACGAGCAAGAAUGUAGCUAAGAAUACUGAUGGAUGGAUUCUGUUAUCAACAACGGCGACGGCAAGUAAUUGCGUCUCCUUCAAGCCCAAUACCACCGAAGUCCUGGUCCAAAACCUCCACUGCAAUGGCUCCCAUGGCAUCUCCGUUGGUUCACUAGGCCAGUACAAGGGAGAGGUUGACAUUGUGAAGAAUGUACUUGUAUACAACAUCUCCAUGUUCAACGCCUCGGACGGCGCACGUAUCAAAGUAUGGCCCGGUGUGUCUUCUGCAAUGUCCGCAGACCUGCAGGGCGGCGGCGGUUUGGGAAGCGUGCAGAACAUCACCUACGACACGAUGACCAUCGAAAACGUUGACUGGGCUAUCGAAGUGACUCAGUGCUAUGGACAGAGUAAUAUGACUCUGUGCAAUGAGUAUCCGAGCAAUCUCACCAUCUCCGAUGUCCACUUCACAAACUUCAAGGGGGUGACGUCUGGCGCACGCAGCCCAGAUGUUGGAACUAUUGUCUGCUCCAGCCCUGAUGUGUGCUCGGAUAUUUACGCCAGCGAUAUUCACGUCACUAGUCCAACAGGGACCGACGAGUUCGUCUGUACAAAUGUUGAUGAUAGUUUGCUGGAGGUUAACUGUGUGGCUUCGAGCUGA
This is a messenger RNA of Penicillium riverlandense, 1329 nucleotides long. RefSeq names its product putative extracellular exo-polygalacturonase. The transcript is spliced from 8 exons. NCBI's taxonomy places the organism in Eukaryota, Fungi, Ascomycota, Eurotiomycetes, Eurotiales, Aspergillaceae. Gene Ontology annotation, biological process: carbohydrate metabolic process. Bases 1 to 1329 code for a protein of 442 amino acids. The record is from RefSeq and is a predicted model, not a curated record. Gene Ontology annotation, molecular function: polygalacturonase activity.